Salvelinus sp. IW2-2015 is the source of this 2847-nucleotide messenger RNA. RefSeq names its product vesicular glutamate transporter 2.1. Gene Ontology annotation, cellular component: excitatory synapse; synaptic vesicle membrane. Gene Ontology annotation, molecular function: neurotransmitter transmembrane transporter activity; L-glutamate transmembrane transporter activity. Gene Ontology annotation, biological process: synaptic transmission, glutamatergic; transmembrane transport; neurotransmitter loading into synaptic vesicle. NCBI's taxonomy places the organism in Eukaryota, Metazoa, Chordata, Actinopteri, Salmoniformes, Salmonidae. The record is from RefSeq and is a predicted model, not a curated record.
GGGAUGCGGCGUGCACCACGCGCAGAUAGUGUGCACGAGGCUGUCGCUGACCUUGGUGCUGAACAGCCAGAGGUUCUCGCGACGUCAGAAAAGCUGGGCUCUUCCACUGAGACGCGCGCGCCCAGCUCUGUGGUUUAUAGAAGCAACUCCACACACCGCUAGUUCCCGCUUUUACUGGUUGUUUCUUGUUUAAAUUAUAUGGAUAUCACCGUAGACGCUUCUAACGUUUUUCUCUUUCGUUCGCUUCAGGAAUUAUCUGUUGAUUUUCAUUGGGAUGCGAUUGCAUGCACUUGUACGUGAGGCGAACGAUUAGUUUGUAUGGGGAAUGGGGAAUCAGAGCUCAUCUGAUUUCUCUCAUAUGUAGGCGUUUUUACAGCGAUCGACGCGUGAUAGGCUACAGAUCUUGUCUGUUUUACUUAUCAAUAAAUCAGAUACAUCGCUUGCUCCACCGGUUUGUUCGGUCACAUUGUACUGAAACAUGAAGCUUAAACAAUAGACAUUUUUGUGAAAAACAUCAAAUUUGGAUAUGGAGUCCGUCAGAAUGAGAAGCCAAAGAGGGGAUAAAGGAAUUUGGGGCGAAGACCCUGGGGCAGAUGUACAAGGUGAUGGAGAAGCGACAGGGAACUGGUGAAGUUAUCGAACUAACAGAGGACGGCAGGCCCUCUGAGGCCCAGGAGAAGAAAGCACCUCUGUGCGACUGCACAUGUUUUGGGCUGCCCCGCCGAUACAUCAUCGCCAUCAUGAGCGGUCUAGGCUUCUGUAUCUCCUUCGGCAUCCGAUGCAAUCUGGGCGUGGCCAUCGUGGGAAUGGUCAACAACAGCACKAUUCACAAAGAUGGGAAGAUCAUCAUCACAGAGAAAGCAAAGUUCAACUGGGACCCAGAGACAGUCGGUAUGAUCCAUGGUUCGUUUUUCUGGGGCUACAUAGUGACGCAGAUCCCGGGAGGGUACAUAUGCUCGAGACUGGCAGCUAACAGGGUUUUCGGUCUUGCCAUUUUCCUUACCUCGACGCUCAAUAUGUUAAUCCCCUCCGCGGCACGGACGCAUUAUGGACUGGUCAUCUUUGUGAGAGUAUUGCAAGGGCUGGUGGAGGGAGUGACCUACCCAGCCUGCCAUGGGAUCUGGAGUAAGUGGGCUCCYCCUCUGGAGAGGAGUCGCCUGGCCACCACCUCCUUCUGUGGUUCCUAUGCUGGUGCUGUCAUAGCCAUGCCUCUAGCAGGGAUCCUUGUGCAGUACUCAGGCUGGUCCUCUGUGUUCUAUCUCUAUGGGUGCUUUGGGAUCUUCUGGUAUGCGUUCUGGAUCCUUGUGUCGUAUGAAAGUCCUGCUGUGCACCCUACCAUCACCCAGGAGGAACGAGUCUACAUAGAGGAGAGCAUCGGGGAGAGUGCCAAGCUCAUGGGCCCUGCUGAGAAAUUUAAGACCCCCUGGAAAAAGUUCUUCACCUCCAUGCCUGUCUAUGCAAUCAUCGUGGCCAACUUCUGCAGAAGCUGGACCUUCUACCUACUGCUUAUCAGUCAGCCGGCCUACUUUGAGGAGGUGUUUGGGUUUGAGAUAAGCAAGGUUGGCAUGGUGUCUGCCCUGCCCCACUUGGUGAUGACAAUCAUUGUGCCCAUCGGAGGGCAGUUGGCUGACUACCUACGCAGCAGGAACAUCCUGUCUACCACUACAGUCAGGAAGAUCAUGAACUGUGGAGGGUUUGGCAUGGAGGCUACGCUGCUGCUGGUAGUGGGAUUUUCCCACACCAAAGGGGUGGCUAUUUCCUUCCUGGUCCUUGCUGUGGGCUUCAGUGGAUUUGCCAUAUCAGGAUUCAACGUCAAUCACUUAGACAUUGCUCCACGCUAUGCCAGUAUCCUUAUGGGCAUAUCCAACGGUGUGGGCACCCUGUCUGGCAUGGUAUGCCCAUUGAUCGUAGGUGCCAUGACAAAAAACAAGACUCGAGAAGAGUGGCAGUGGGUGUUCCUCAUCGCUGCUCUGGUUCACUACGGGGGAGUCAUCUUCUAUGGCAUCUUUGCCUCUGGAGAGAAGCAGCCGUGGGCCGACCCAGAGCUGACCAGCGAUGAGAAGUGUGGCUUCAUCGAUGAGGAUGAGCUGGCAGAGGAGACGGGCGACAUCACCCAGAGUUACGGUGCCCUGGGCGGCGGUCCGGCCAAAACGUAYGGUGCYACUACGCAGAACGGGGGCUGGGCURACAGCUGGGAUAAGAAGGAGGAGUUUGUCCAGGAAGAGGCAGAGGGAGGGCCGUAUGGCUACAGGCAGGACCAGGACUACUCCUAGAGACAGCAGACACAAUGACCAUCAAACGGUAGACUUAUUUUGUAGUGUUUACCAGUUUAGACGAAGUCAAAAACCAAAUAAAAAAGAUGACAAUUCAUUGUUGUAUGUUUGCACAAAUUCAAAUAAUUAUUUCAAAAUAUAAAUUAGUUAAAAAGAUGAUUUUAUUGUGCAAAUAAAAAAAAUACUAUAGAGAUGUAACACAUAUCAAAUUGGCAGAUCUAUUUGUAAACGUAAUAUGCAUAUAAAUUAUAGAUAUAUUUAUUUGGAGUGCAAUUGUGUGUAAGUGUGAACCAUUUCCACCUCAUCAAUCUGAGCUUCUUCAUUCUGGAGAAGCCUGUUAUGUACGAUCAGACAAGAUUUAACUGGCUUCCUGGAUCAUCAUGCCUAACUGGUUCUUAUUACAACUCCUCAUGAGCCAGCCAUUGCMGUGUAAAAGAAACAUGUCWCUGUAAAAAGGGGACUUAACCAGGAAUGAGACUGUAUGUCUUAGGUUGUACAGUAUCUCUUCUGAUUGCACUGAAAGUAGGGUGUCCUUUUAAUGCACAAUAUAAUUUUAUUUUCUUAUUAUUAUUGG